This is a messenger RNA of Phascolarctos cinereus (koala), 1115 nucleotides long. It is a transcript of the gene POLR1D, whose product is annotated as DNA-directed RNA polymerases I and III subunit RPAC2-like. Gene Ontology annotation, molecular function: DNA binding; protein dimerization activity. NCBI's taxonomy places the organism in Eukaryota, Metazoa, Chordata, Mammalia, Diprotodontia, Phascolarctidae. The record is from RefSeq and is a predicted model, not a curated record. Gene Ontology annotation, biological process: transcription by RNA polymerase III; transcription elongation by RNA polymerase I. Gene Ontology annotation, cellular component: RNA polymerase III complex; RNA polymerase I complex.
AAGCCUUCAUUAAAGAUCAAUAUGGUGGAAGAAGGAGAAAGGAAACCUGUGUUGGAAAUGGUCCAGGCAGCUGGAACAGAUGGAAACUGUGUCACAUUUGUGCUGUAUGAUGAGGACCAUACACUAGGAAACUCUCUACGUUACAUGAUCAUGAAGAACCCAGAAGUGGAGUUCUGUGGGUACAGUAUCACUCAUCCUUCAGAAAGCAAAAUUAAUUUUCGCAUCCAGACUAAAGGGGGUCUUCCAGCUGUUGAACCCUUUCGACAAGGCCUUAAUGAGCUCCUGGAUGUCUGUCAGCAUGUGCUUAACAAAUUUGAAGCAAGUAUAAAGAACUACAAAGAUCAAAAGCAAGUUGAAAUGGAAUAGUUCUACUCUUGAUCAGAUUAGGAUGCCUACCUGUGUGCUGUCUAAUUUUAUAGAGUAUUGAAUAUUUUUGUUACAAUGUAAUAUGUGUAAAGAGCUGGCACAGUACUUAAUAAAAUCGCACAUAAGACGAUAAACCUGAAACUCCAGUAAGGGCAAAUCUGUAAUUUUCUGAUUAAGGAAUUUCUUCAGUAUUCCAAUCUAUUGGUGAUUUUGAUCCCAGGGCUCUUUUGAAGCUAUCCAGCCCUUCUCACUUGGCAUAAUUUUACAUUUCUUGGUCAAUAUAAUCUUUUAUUAGGACCUGAAAACAAGGCUUUUGCUAGCAGGUGGGUUCUGAUGGGCUGCCAAAAAGUAUAGGAGAUUUGAAACAAUUUUGUGACUUGCAUCAAAUGUCAUACACUUUAAAGCUUAUUAUUUCACAUGUAAUUCUUUUUUUGUGUAUGUGCAGAUAUAAAGUGUCCAUUUUUUUAAAUUCACGUUUUUAAAUGUUUAAAUACAAAUGGGGGGUGGUAUUUAUCACAUUCUGUUGCAUUCAUGUUCACUUAGCCAUUCCUGAAUUGGUGGGCAUUUACCUUGUUAACCAUAAAAAACUGCUUAUAUUUUGAGGUAUAGCGUGACUUCUUAUCAAUGACCAUUUUUGUGUCUUUGCUUUUAGAAUCUCUGAAUCAAAGAGUAUGACCAUUUUCAACACUUUGCAUAAUUCCAAAUUUACAAAAUAGCUAUACUUAUUCACAGUAAAGUACUAUAUAAAG